Messenger RNA from Tilletiopsis washingtonensis, 588 nucleotides. Its product is annotated as nuclear transport factor 2. Bases 27 to 392 code for a protein of 121 amino acids. Gene Ontology annotation, cellular component: nuclear pore central transport channel. Lineage: Eukaryota; Fungi; Basidiomycota; Exobasidiomycetes; Entylomatales. The transcript has 5 exons. The record is from RefSeq and is a predicted model, not a curated record. Gene Ontology annotation, biological process: protein import into nucleus.
GCUCCACACACACACGCUCGCCCAUCAUGGACGCCAUCGCCGAGCAGUUCACCAACUUCUACUACCAGACCUUCGACGGCGGCGACCGCUCCGCGCUGGCCAACCUCUACCGCGCCUCGUCCAUGCUCACCUUCGAGGGCGACCAGCACCAGGGCGCACAGGCCAUCACCGACAAGCUCGUGAGCCUGCCGUUCCAGCGCGUGCAGCACAAGGUCGAGACGCGCGACGCCCAGCCCUCGGGCGACGGCAACGCGCUCGUCGUCAUGGUCACCGGCGCCCUGAUGGUCGACGACUCGCCGCAGCCCAUGCGCUUCUCGCAGGUCUUCACGCUGAUGCCCGAGGGCGGCUCGUACUACGUCUUCAACGACCUCUUCCGGCUCAACUACGGCUGAGCAGGGAGAGGUGGAGGGCGGUGCCAUGCGGGCCGGUGCCAUGCCGUGCGGCCGUCUGCACCACAGCGGCCGGUGCCAGGCUGCAAUUGACCCAGUGCUGCAUCCGACGGUCAAGAGGGCUGUGAGCGGUGCUGCUGUGGAGGCAGCUCGUCGUUGUUGCCUGGACGAUGCCGAAUGUUCUGAAGGCGCUCACGAC